This is a messenger RNA of Trichoderma citrinoviride, 588 nucleotides long. RefSeq lists its product as hypothetical. The coding region runs from base 1 to 588 and encodes 195 amino acids. Gene Ontology annotation, biological process: small GTPase-mediated signal transduction. Gene Ontology annotation, molecular function: GTP binding; GTPase activity. The record is from RefSeq and is a predicted model, not a curated record. NCBI's taxonomy places the organism in Eukaryota, Fungi, Ascomycota, Sordariomycetes, Hypocreales, Hypocreaceae. The transcript has 5 exons.
AUGGCUGAGAUCCGCCGAAAGCUCGUCAUCGUCGGCGACGGUGCCUGCGGUAAAACCUGCUUGUUGAUUGUCUUCUCCAAGGGCGCUUUCCCUGAGGUCUACGUCCCCACCGUUUUCGAGAACUAUGUCGCCGAUGUCCAGGUCGACAACAAGCACGUCGAGCUGGCCUUGUGGGAUACGGCUGGACAGGAAGAUUAUGACCGUCUCCGACCCCUCUCCUACCCCGACUCUCACGUCAUCCUGAUCUGCUUCGCCAUCGACUCUCCUGACUCUCUGGACAACGUUCUUGAGAAGUGGAUCUCCGAGGUCGUGCACUUCUGCUCAGGUCUUCCCAUCAUCCUGGUCGGCUGCAAGGCCGAUCUGCGAGACGACCCCAACACCAUCGAGGCCUUGAGGGCAACCAACCAGAAGCCGGUGUCCUCUUCGGACGCUGAGGCUGUUGCCAAGAAGAUCGGCGCGUACAAGUACCUGGAGUGCUCUGCCCGAACCGGCCAGGGUGUCCGCGAGGUCUUUGAGCAUGCCACCCGCGCUGCUCUCAUGUCUCGCUCCACCCGCAAGAGCAGCCACAAGAAGUGCCUUGUUCUGUAA